Messenger RNA from Trichoderma harzianum CBS 226.95, 1298 nucleotides. RefSeq lists its product as hypothetical. The coding region runs from base 137 to 1273 and encodes 378 amino acids. The record is from RefSeq and is a predicted model, not a curated record. NCBI's taxonomy places the organism in Eukaryota, Fungi, Ascomycota, Sordariomycetes, Hypocreales, Hypocreaceae. The transcript has a single exon.
AAGAUACUGGCAUAUCAGAAGCUUCAUUCAUUCAUUGCUCCACCAUCUACAAAGCACACCGGAUUCUUCGAUUUCCUAAGGCAUAAUUCUGUUCCCUUUGGUUAGCUCAUGAGAGCCUAGACCUCUCCUAUUCAGUAUGCCUGCCCCCUCAUACCCUCUUCCCACGUCACCAUCACCAGUUCAGCUCUAUCGUCAUCUACUCCGAGAAUGCUCUUACCUCCCUCCAGCCUUUCGAGCUGAGAUUGCGUCUACAAUUCAAGAUCGUUUCCAUCGUCAUCGCAAAUAUGACACGCGUGCAAAAGCUCAUCUUGCUCGAGCCUACACGGCUCUGCGAACGCUGCGAGCUGCCAAUAGCGGCGAAAAAGCAGCAAUGGAGAACCUGAUAUUCAAAGGUUUUGGGAGGUCAGGAAGUAGGCGACGAGAACUAAUGGCUCAAUUUGUGAUUCCGCAAGGCCCCAAAGAUUCGAGGGCUCUCGAAGAAGCUCUUGAUUCAGCAAGGAGAAGCAGCGAAGCUAACAAGGCUUCUUCAUCAACGACACAUGCUACAGCGGAUGGCACCGUCAAAGCCAAAAAGGCAUUUUUCGAGAAAUGGGACCAACAGAAGCUUAUGAGAAUUCUGCAAUCGCAGCGACAGCAGCAAAGAGACACAAAGGGUACGGCCAGCUGGCCUGGGACUCCGGUUAAGACGCUUGAUCCGGACCAAUUCAUUCCUAAAGAGACCAUUUGGGGGAAACCACCUGGAGAAAAUCUGAAGCAGACGAAAAGGGCCAACUGGUGGCGACGAAAUGCUGAAAAGAUUAUGCCUCCUUUGGGCAGAGGUGAAUGGGAGAUGCUCAAGGAGCUAAGCAAUGGAGGCCAGGAGAGGGGCGAGUGGCAGAUACCAGAAAGGCGCCCACUUGCAAACUCUUUGGCGGCGACAGAAGAGAUAACGGCACAGACAAGAUGGAACUGGAAAGGCUAUGCUACAAAGCCGACGGCCAUUGUCGAAAAGCCGAGAUCUCUAAAGCAACAGCGGCGAACUGGCCAAAAGGACAGCGGUCCAUAUAGUGUCAAAGAUCGCGACCGCAACUUGUCAACAAGAUGGUUUCAGAGAGCCUACACUAGAGCAUGGCAACUUACACCAACAAUGACACAGGAUCCCAACACGCUCAAAUACUCAUUUACAUGGGGUAGCAUCCAGUCACGGCUCCCUCCAGCGGCCAAGCAUCAACUCGACAUCUUCGAAGGCGUGGAUGAGAACGGCCGUAAACAGAAAAAGACUGCAUCGUCGUGAAGACAUGAACUUUUUUAUUUACGGC